Molecule: messenger RNA, 2361 nt
Organism: Bipolaris zeicola 26-R-13
Lineage: Eukaryota; Fungi; Ascomycota; Dothideomycetes; Pleosporales; Pleosporaceae
Product: glycoside hydrolase family 3 protein
Exons: 6
Coding region: 1-2361 (786 amino acids)
Biological process (GO): glucan catabolic process
Molecular function (GO): beta-glucosidase activity
Source: RefSeq, a predicted model, not a curated record
AUGAUGCAAGGUUCUUUGAUACUCUCCUUCGUCGCACUCGCGGGCGCACAGUCCAAGAGUGCUCAGUAUGGAAAUUAUAGUCAAUACGGAGGUAGUCCAGCGGUGUAUCCUUCUCCAAACAUCACAGGAAUUGGGGGAUGGGAAGCAGCAUUGAGCAAGGCAAAGACGUUCCUGAGCAACCUAAAUCUUGAAGAAAAGGCUCAGAUGGUGACUGGUACCCCGGGUCCUUGCGUGGGAAACAUCAGCCCGAUACCUCGCCUCAAUUUCAGCGGCCUAUGUCUUCAAGAUGGCCCUCUCGCUAUCCGCCAAGCUAUCGAUGCAUCUGUGUUUCCUGCCGGCCUCACUGUCGCUGCUUCAUGGGACCGUUCACUCGCUCGGGAACGUGGGGUCCAUAUGGCUAGUGAGUUCCGCGGAAAGGGCUCGCAUGUAGCCCUCGGGCCGGUUGUUGGACCGCUAGGCCGUUCACCCUUCGGAGGCCGCAACUGGGAGGGUUUUAGCCCAGAUUCCUACCUUUCUGGUGCACUUGUCGAAGAUACGAUUGAAGGCAUGCAGAGCGUAGGAGUUCAAGCCUGCGUCAAGCACUUCAUCUUGAAUGAGCAAGAGACACAGAGAAAUCCCUCCGUGAGCGAGAACGGUGUUACUAUCGAAGCUGUUAGCUCGAAUGUCGAUGACAAGACUAUGCACGAGACAUAUCUCUGGCCUUUUGCGAACGCAGUUAGAGCCGGAUCUGCGUCUGUGAUGUGCUCCUACAACCGUAUCAACGGAAGCUAUGGAUGCCAAAACUCCAAGACACUCAACGGCCUGUUGAAGGAAGAGCUUGGAUUCCAGGGUUAUGUAAUGUCUGAUUGGCUUGCGACUCAUACUGGUGUCGCGGCGAUUGAAGCUGGACUUGACAUGGACAUGCCCGGAGGCAUCGGUUUCACAUCUGGGACGCCAACUUACUUUGGUGCCAAUGUUACCAUGGCAGUGAAUAAUGGUUCCCUCGCCCUUGGACGACUCGAUGAUAUGAUUCUUCGCAUCAUGACGCCAUAUUACUAUCUCGGUCAAGACAACAACUAUCCUCGUAUCGAUGCUUAUACGCCAAAGCUGAACUUUUACCCAGAGUCAGCUUACCUCUACAACUACACCUAUGGCCCCGAGGUAAACGUUCGGAGCGCAGCAUCCACUCAGCUGAUUAGAGAAUUGGGUGCUGCAGGUACUGUCCUUUUGAAGAAUACCAACAACACACUGCCACUUCAGCAGCCAAUGAAGAUUGCUGUCUUCGGAAACGAUGCUGCGGAUCUCACCACUGGUCAGUACUACAGUGAUGAUUUCGACAUUGGAACUCUUCCUGUUGGUGGUGGCAGUGGCACUGGGCGUUUCUACCAGAUCAGCCCUCCACUUGACGCCAUAAAAUCUCGGGGACAGUCGUAUGGCGCUCAUGUCCAGUACAUUAUGGAUAACAAGUUCAUCUCACAGAUUGGGCUGUCAUCGUUAGCACCAGUACCAAUAGACGUCUGCAUCGUCUUCCUUAAGUCGUGGGCUAGCGAAGGCUCCGACCGCACGACUUUGAUCCCAGAGUGGAAUUCCACAACGGUUGUGGAACGUGUCACUAGUGUAUGUAACAACACGGUUGUUGUUCUUCACGGUGCAUCACCGAAUACCAUGCCCUGGCGAAAUAACGCAAACAUUACCGCUAUCCUUGUAGCUCACAUGCCUGGAGAGGAAACAGGCAAAUCCAUCGUCGACAUUCUUUGGGGAGACGUGAAUCCAUCUGGCAAGCUUCCAUAUACCAUUGCGAACAACGAGAUGGAUUAUCGACACAACAUCGAGAACAGCACGACUUUGCAAGAUACGAAUAAACCUGUUGCCUGGCAAGCAGAUUUUGUAGAAGGUAAUUUGAUAGACUACAAGGAAUUCGAUGCCGAGAAUAAGAGUGUCGCAUUCCCCUUCGGCUUUGGGCUCAGCUACACCACCUUUGAGGUUUCAAAUCCAAAGACUCAGAUUGUGGUAGCUAACGCCUCGCGUACUCCGGAUCCCAAUGCACCAAUACAUCCCGGUGGCAAUGUGGAGCUUUGGGCGACUCUGGUAACAGUUGAGGUUACCGUCACUAACACGGGUCCAAAGCGGGGAGCUGCUGUCCCUCAACUCUAUCUCUCGUAUCCGAGUGAGGCGGGAAUGCCAGUGCGCAGUUUACGAGGCUUCGAGAAGAUCCUUCUGAACCCUAACGAGUCCAAAUCUGUGCUAUUCAACUUAGCGCGGCGUGAUGUGAGUUAUUGGAAUGUCACUUCGCAGAAGUGGACAAUUCCUGCAGGUAGCAUUACUGUCGGUGUAGGCUUCAGCUCUCGUGAUCUACCAUUACAGAGUACUUUCACUAUUUAA